Achroia grisella is the source of this 1668-nucleotide messenger RNA. RefSeq names its product pre-mRNA 3'-end-processing factor FIP1 (gene Fip1). The record is from RefSeq and is a predicted model, not a curated record. Lineage: Eukaryota; Metazoa; Arthropoda; Insecta; Lepidoptera; Pyralidae. The coding region runs from base 17 to 1516 and encodes 499 amino acids. The transcript is spliced from 9 exons. Gene Ontology annotation, cellular component: mRNA cleavage and polyadenylation specificity factor complex. Gene Ontology annotation, molecular function: RNA binding.
CUGAACGCAAAUAAAAAUGGCAGAUACUGUUGUAGAAUCGGCGCCAGGUGAUGAAAAUGAUGAUAGUUGGUUGUAUGGGGACUCAAAUCCAGAUCAAGCUGAACAGAAUGAAUCUAAAAAUGUUAAUGAAAAACCACCACAACAGACUGAAGCAACGGAAGGUGAAGAGAAAGAUCAAGAAGAUAACGAAUUAAACGACGACUCACAUUUUAAUGAUGAACACUUUGCCGAUGUGGGUCGCGAGGAACAGGACCAGGCAAAUGGGGACACCGAAAGUCAGGACAAUGGAGACUCCGAUUCAGACGACAGCGACGACGUUAAAGUCACAAUUGGAGAGAUCAAGUCGGGUCCGCAGGCUUAUGCCAGCUUGAACAUAAAGCGUGGUGUAGGUCUUGUGGCCACUGGUGCGGCCGAUAAGCCUCGUCCAGGUACCACUGCAGGUGGUAAAGUUACACUCGAAGAUCUAGAAGGGCCGGGCAGUAUAAAUGGAGUGCCCGCAUUGGAGUUUAACAUAGACACUAUUGAGGAUAAGCCGUGGAACAAACCAGGUGCAGAUAUAUCUGAUUAUUUCAACUAUGGCUUUAACGAGGUGACCUGGAGUGCAUACUGUGAGCGGCAACGGCGAAUGCGGUGUAACGAAGCUGGCGUAGGGCUCCACGCGACACCAUCUGGACCACGAAUGUCUGCACCGGACCUUAGGCGUCCUCCUGGCCCCAUUAGAAAUGACGAGGGAAUGAUGGGCUCGUCUGUUUCUAAUAAUUACCAAGCUCGGGAAAACACAAUUCAGGUAAUGACGGCGGAGCGUCGCGAGUACGGGCGCGGCGGCCCGUCGAGAGACCUGCCUCCGCCCGAGUACUUCGGGGCGCCGCCGCAGGACCACUACUACCCGCCGCCACACGCGCCCCACGCGCCCUACGAGGAGCCCUGGGGUCAUCCUGAGCAAAGCGGUUGGGUACCGUCGGAGAUCAAAGAGUUGACGCCAGGCCCCAUGGGGCCGCCCGCGAUGGGCCCGCCCAUGGGCAUGACGCCGCCGAUGGGCGCGCCGCACAUGCCGCCCUCCCCACACGUCAUGGGCGCGCCUCCCUUCGCGCCGCCGUACCGCCUGCCGCCGCAUUCGCACGAGCGUGAACGCGACCGCGAACGAGAACGGGAACGGGACCGGGACCGAGAUCGAGAACGCGAUCGCGACCGGGAACGAAUGCGGGAGCGUGAAGAUCGCGACAGGAGAGAUAGGGAUAGACGGGUGGAUGAUGAGGAUAGAGACCGUGAGCGAGACAGAGAACGUGAUCGCUCCAGGUCUAUUAAACCGGAGAGGAUACGAGAAAAAUCAUACCGUCGAGAGAGGUCGCGAUCGAGGUCACGGCGUCAUAAGUCCCGUUCGCGGUCACCACGUCAGAGGGAACGCUCCCGAGAACGAGAGCGGUCACGCGAACGAGAACCCGACCGCCCUCGUGAACGCGAACGUAGUGUUAAGCCUAAAUCUAAGGAGAACAAGGAGAAAGAAGAAGAAAAGUAGCGGUCGAGCAAACUCACAUUAUGUCUGCAUAUUUUGAUUCCCUGAUGUAAUACGUUAAUUAAAUUUGUUAUCAUGGAAUAACUUGAAAAUUUAAAUUAAGUAAUACAGUUCUUUAAAUUUAUUGAUUAAACGUAAUUAUUGAUGAAAAUAUU